Molecule: messenger RNA, 2187 nt
Organism: Alnus glutinosa
Lineage: Eukaryota; Viridiplantae; Streptophyta; Magnoliopsida; Fagales; Betulaceae
Product: protein NUCLEAR FUSION DEFECTIVE 4-like
Exons: 3
Coding region: 179-1909 (576 amino acids)
Cellular component (GO): membrane
Source: RefSeq, a predicted model, not a curated record
GAGAUGAAAAGAAAAAAAAAUGGAGAACCCAAAAAGUGAUGAAUUGAACGUGUAUAAAUGGGGCCACGUAGAGUUGCUGAGGAAAGCAAAUUGAUUGAGGAGCCGCCAUCGUCGUCGUCGCUGUGGGCAGCCGGUGACGGGAGGCUCCUCUUGUUGAGAUAUAUACAGUACUGUCGCGAUGGCGGGGCAGUCACGUAAAUGGAUGAUACUGGUGGCGACGAUAUGGGUUCAGGCAUUCACGGGCACAAACUUCGAUUUUUCAGCGUAUUCUUCGGCUUUGAAAUCGGUUCUGGGGAUCUCUCAGGUGCAGCUGAAUUACUUGGCCGUCGCUUCCGAUCUUGGCAAGGUGUUUGGGUGGUCCUCCGGCCUGGCGUUGAUGUAUUUUCCGUUGUGGGUCGUUCUGUUCAUGGCUGCUUUCAUGGGGCUUCUUGGUUAUGGCGUCCAGUGGCUUCUCAUAAGGAACAUCUUCACCUUGCCUUAUUUCCUGGUGUUUCUUCUCUGUUUGUUGGCUGGGUGUAGCAUCUGCUGGUUCAACACGGUCUGUUUCAUUCUUUGCAAUCAAAACUUCCCAGCCAAUCGACCUCUUGCAAUCUCACUCACAGUAAGCUUCAAUGGUGUAAGCGCCGCCUUGUACACUCUUGCUGCCAAUGCAAUCGACCCCUCCUCCGAUUCGCUCUAUCUUCUUCUCAACGCCCUCAUUCCCCUGCUCACCUCCAUUGCAUCAGUAGUCCCAAUUCUCCGGCAACCGUCUCUAGACCCGCUUCCCCCACACGCCGUUCGACGCGACUCCCUCAUAUUUCUCCUCUUGAAUUUCUUAGCCGUCAUCACCGGCAUUUACCUUCUUCUCUUUGGUUCGACAACAUCAGACAAAACAACAGCACGUCUGCUGUUCACCGGAGCCCUUUCCCUCCUCAUCCUCCCUCUAUUCAUCCCCGGUGUUGUCUAUGCAAAAGACUGGUUUCAUCGCACCAUUCAUUCCAGCUUCCGCCUCGAAGAAGCCUCUGGCUUCAUUCUCGUUGAUGCCGAUGAUCUUGAGCUUCAUAAAGAGCUUGUCCUUUCCCGCCAUGCCAGCAGUAUUAUUAGCCCCAUUGUGAAUGGAUCGCUCACUGAUCAGCUCUUGAGCACACAGAAAGCAGGAGAGAUUGAUCGUCAAGGGUGUUGUAAGAGACUGUUUGUCAAAGACCAACUGGCAAUGCUCGGGGAAGAACACCCAGCAGGAAUGCUUGUUCGUAGGUUCGAUUUUUGGCUUUACUAUGUUGCUUAUUUUUGUGGAGGCACAAUUGGGCUUGUGUACAGUAACAAUCUAGGACAGAUAGCGCAGUCAUUGGGACAAAGUUCAAACACUACGACCCUCCUUACUCUCUAUUCGUCCUUCUCCUUCUUUGGCCGCCUGCUUUCUGCAGUACCAGACUUUAUACGUGGGAAGUUUUAUUUUGCAAGGACAGGAUGGCUGACUGUUGCACUCCUGCCAACCCCAAUAGCUUUCUUCUUGCUAGCUUCAUCAGGCAGCGGGCUAGCACUGCACGCAGGCACUGGUCUAGUUGGGUUGAGCUCAGGGUUCAUCUUUGCUGCUGCCGUUUCAAUUACAUCGGAGCUGUUCGGACCCAACAGUGUAGGCGUGAACCACAACAUUCUCAUCACCAACAUCCCAAUUGGGUCACUCGUGUACGGCUAUCUUGCUGCUGUUGUUUAUGAUGCCAACAUAAGCUCUGGAUUAGGAAACAUAACGAAUAUCAUGUCUGAAUCGUCCGAAGUUUGCAUGGGGAGGAAGUGCUAUUUAGUCACGUUUGUUUGGUGGGGAUGCAUAUCGGUUGUGGGUCUGGCUUGCAGUGUGCUGUUGUUCUUCAGAACCAGACAUGCUUAUGAUCAUUUUGAAGAGAACCGUAGAUCGACGCAGGUCUACGAGUAAUGCUAUAAGUUUUCCAUGUGUUUCUCUUGUAUCGAUCAAUAUAUCCCUUCAAAAAAGUGACGUGAUUUUUAAAAUCACCGUUUGACUUGUAAUUAAUCACUAUUGAAUUUUGAUUCAAAAUACCAUGCCAUUUUUAGAGGGACAUUAGGGAAACUUUUAGAAUUAUCCGAACUCUAUUUAUACCGUGCAUUGCAGAGGGGCGAUGAUUAUAAUUGUACAGCUAUACCAUUGUGUACUUGUUUUUAGGCCCUACAAAAAUGAAACGAGAAGUUUGGAGA